Messenger RNA from Myotis brandtii (Brandt's bat), 2649 nucleotides. RefSeq names its product chromosome unknown open reading frame, human C11orf63 (gene JHY). The coding region runs from base 93 to 2294 and encodes 733 amino acids. NCBI's taxonomy places the organism in Eukaryota, Metazoa, Chordata, Mammalia, Chiroptera, Vespertilionidae. The transcript is spliced from 7 exons. The record is from RefSeq and is a predicted model, not a curated record. Gene Ontology annotation, biological process: axoneme assembly; brain development.
CACUCUUGUGAACCACAGCUGGAAACAUUCGGCCACAACUUGUACUGCGCCUGUCAACAAGAGUUUCCUGGUAAUUUUUGUAUUUUUUCAGGAUGAGUCACGGUAAACUAAUUCCCAGGCUCUCUAUUCAGUCUCCUGUGCAUCGUGCCAGCCUAAAGGUCCAGGCCACAGAACCGCCUUUUCAGAAAGAAGACUUACCUCUGAUUUCCAAAGAUUCCCUGGAAGCCGACUCAGAGAGCCUCAGUCCCCAGAGUGCCUCUCAGGCUGAGCGUGGAGAGCGAAGCCAGGACAGCGACAUGGAGCGGGACAGCUUGGAGGAGAGCUCUCCCAGGGACAGCCUGAGUGAGACAGAGGAGGAAGCCAGCAGGAAGGCGGCCCAGGCGGCCAGCAAGGACAGCCGUGCCCAGGACAAGGGUGCGGGCAGCAGCCAACAGUCCAAAGAAGACAAAUACUCAGAUCUCCGCUAUGACCCAAACUGGAGGAGUAAGAGAGAGGAAGGGCACGUGCUGACUAUGGAAGCAUCGCCGGAGUCUGCGGACGGGUCUGCAGACGAGCUGGCUCGGGGUCCGCUCUUCCCCUCGGAGACUUCCACGGGACCCUCGGCGGGGCACGGCCCGCAGGACAGGAGCCCACAGAGCGAAGCCUCCCUACUUGGUAGUGAGUUUUUAAGCCCAAACUCUGAUCAUGGUGCCCAUCACAGCACCCGGAUCUCGGGGCUGAGCGACAGGGACCUGGCGGAGACGUCCAGCAACCUCUCUCAGUACGUGCAGAGUUCAAGUUCACACAAUGAGGUCUUCUGGCCAAGAUCACGGGGCCCUCGGCGAAGGAAGUCCAAACAAUAUUUUGUGGAAAAAAACAAGCUGACUUUGGGAUUCCCCACUCCUAAAGUGGACUCUUAUCUUCAACUUCACAAUAAAAAAAGGGAGGAAAGUCACACAGAACAGGAACACUGGUCUCAAUAUGAAAGUGCAGCAUCGAGUCAGGAACCUAGAGGGCCAUCUCCCGAAGCCGCCAGUGGCCAGCAGCCUUCCAGAAGAGCAGCCGGGCACAAGGCUGGAAAACAGCAGAAGCACAAACCUGGCCUGAAGUCUUUGGUGCCGGAAGAGCUGGUGUUCAGUCAGGGAAACCCGAAAAACACUCCCAGACGGCAACCAACUCAGAACAAGCCUGUUGAUGCUCCCAUAAGGCAUGAGACAGCUGCGGUCACGCAUGCCCCCAGCAACGACUUACAACACUCAGGGGCACCUAGGGGCCAGGGGCCCCACGGAACCUCCAAUAGAUUUGCUCCACCACAGCAGACUUUUGACAAGGCGUUAUUAUACAAAAAUGCUCCUGGAUAUCACUCAGUGAUGAAUUUUAAUAAAAAAAGAGGACGCAAAGACCAAGAAGAGGACAGAUUCUCAUACCAGCAGCUACACAUGAACACUCUUUCCAAUAUGGACUUGAACUACCUUAAUGGACUCACUAAGAGACAAGUGCCCCCGAGUUACAAAGGCUCUCAGUCUGCUUCUAACUUAAAUGUUAACAGAGCAACUGAAAAUAAGAAGCAACCCAAACAAACUUACACAGAGACCAAAUAUAAGAACUUGGAAAUAUUGUGGAACUUCCAUCCUUCCCCCGACAGCCCCCCUGCCGAGUCCCCAGGCUCGAGGCUGGGGCGGCUCAUGGAGCAGCACCAACAAGCCUUGGCGCAGCUGGCGGAGGUGCAGCCCGGCGCAGGGGCCUCGGCCAGGGUCACAUUCCCACCCAUUCUGCCAAGAACAGAAAGCGAAUCCCAACUCAACUCCGAGAAAAGCCGAAGAAACGAGCUGAAAAUAAGCCGUGCCAACUCGGAAGGCUAUCUGUUUCAACUGGAGAAAGGGAAAAAGCACAGGAAACGCAGCAUUAAGAGUUCCAAGCUGAAAGGUUAUCAGAAAAGAGACGUGAAGCUUGGAGGCCUUGGACCUGACCUUGAGUCCAUCAGAGAUAAAAUGCAGAAACUGAGACAGCAAAAGGAAUACGCAAAGCAGGUGAAGGAGUACAACAUGAAGACGCUCUCCCUCCUCUCAAACCCGCAAACAGCGAAAGCCGAGAAUAGCCCCGCCAUCUCUCGGCAGAAGGCUUUGGAAUAUGCUAAGACCAUCCCAAAACCCAAACCUUCAAACCUGGCGGAUCAAGCGUCCAAGGAAACGAAAAACCCAACCUCGGCUGCAGAAGACACGUUACCUGAAAUCUCACUGCUGGGCGUCCUGCAGAGCAGACACGAGAGGGAAAAGCAGGCCGUGGCUGCCUUCAAAGUCCUGCACAUCGUGUAGCGACGUGUGGGGACCACAGUGCCCAGCGGGCGGCCCUGCAGCAAGGACGCGACAGCCAGCCGCUCCGCCUCAGUGAUGACCUGUCGUCAGGCUGCAGUCCCUGCUUGUAUAGCAUAGGAUGUAGGACAUGGGGCCCUAGUCUACUAUGGUGCCAUAGUGUACUUUCUGUGAAGAAAUGUUUUAAUUAUUUAUUUUCAAAUCAGUUGAACUUUGGGCCUAAUAAGAAUUAGGGAAUAAAGCCUUUGGGUUUUAUAUUGGAUCUUUUUAUUUCUUAAACAAUCUGUUCUCUUCCUUAGCAAUGAAAACCAUGAAAUUACCCAAAAAUAAACGUAUCAACUUGUGUUUCUCUCUUUUA